Messenger RNA from Telopea speciosissima, 1341 nucleotides. Its product is annotated as glutamate receptor 2.2-like. Lineage: Eukaryota; Viridiplantae; Streptophyta; Magnoliopsida; Proteales; Proteaceae. The transcript has a single exon. Bases 1 to 1341 code for a protein of 446 amino acids. The record is from RefSeq and is a predicted model, not a curated record.
AUGAAGUUCUUUAUUGAUGUAGCUCUUGACCUACUAAAGAACAAUGAAGUACAAGCAAUUAUUGGGCCAGAAACAUCAUCUCAGGCCAACUUUGUGAUUGAUCUUGGAGACCAAGCUAAGGUUCCCAUUAUUUCUUUCUCUGCAACAAGUCCUUCUCUGUCUUCAGCUCAAACUCCUUAUUUUGUCCGGGCUUCCCUUAGUGACUCCUCUCAGGUAAAAGCAAUUGCUUCCAUUGUGAAAGCCUUCAGAUGGAAGGAAGUUGUAGUGAUAUAUGAGAAUACUGAUUAUGGUACUGGAAUUGUACCUUAUUUGGUUGAUGCCUUCACCGCAAUUGAGACUCGUGUCCCCUAUAGAAGUGUCCUUUCUCCUAUAGCCACCGAUGAUCGAAUUCUUUCAGAGCUCUACAAGUUGAUGACAAUGCAAACUAGAGUAUUUGUUGUUCACAUGUCAUACUCCCUUGCUUCUCGUUUCUUUCUUAAAGCAAAAGAUGUUGGAAUGAUGAAUAAAGAAUAUGCCUGGAUUAUCACAAAUGGGCUAUCUGAUCAAUUGAAUUCCAUGGAUGCCUCAGUUGUUCAUUCUAUGCAAGGUGUACUAUGUGUUGAGCCUUAUGUGCCCAUGUCUGAUAAACUGAAGAAUUUUAAUAUCAAAUGGAGCCAGAAGUUCCACAAGGAAAACCCUGAUAUGGAAAUGGCUACCCUCAACAUUUUUGGACUGUGGGCAUAUGAUACUGUUUGGGCACUAGCACUGGCAGCUGAGAAAGUUGGGGCAGAGAAUACCCACUUCCAGCACCCACAAGUUGUUGAAGAACUAACAGACCUUUCAACUCUUGGAAUAUCUACAAUAGGUCCUAAACUUCUCAAGACAAUCCUGGAGACAAAAUUUACAGGCUUAAGUGGAGAAUUUAGCCUUGAUGGACAACUACAAUCAUCGGCAUUCCGGGUACUCAAUGUAAUAGGUGGUGGAGGAAGGGAGAUUGGGUUCUGGACCCCAAGAAAUGGAAUUUUACGCAAAUUGAAUGCAGCUGAUACAAAAUUCUAUUCGCCUUCGAAUUCCAAUCUCGGUGCUAUCGUAUGGCCAGGAAAUUCUAUGAAUGUGCCCAAGGGUUGGGUAAUCCCGACAAAUGGGAAGAAACUGAAGAUUGGAGUUCCUAUUAAGGAAGGAUUUACUGAAUUCGUGAAGGUAGAAAAAGAUCCUACUACCAAUGCCCCAGUUGUCACUGGGUACUGCAUUGAUGUCUUUAAUGCUGCAAUUGGGGAACUUCCAUAUGAUCUUCCUCAUGAGUUUAUUCCAUUCACAAGUUCCGGGACAUAUUGGACAAAUUUGUCUCUAUUUCUCCUUUAA